AUGGGCGGCUAUGGAGAAUACAUCUCGGGAGAUGUGUUGAAGGCAUUGCCUAAAGCAUUAACCUCGAGAUGGUGGAGAGACAAAUGGUUCGAUGAGGAUCAACCGACACUAGAAGCCAUUCUCAAGGAGCUUGAUCGAGAGAUACGGCUUAGGGAGAUGGAGGAAGAUCCUGCAACUUCGAUCGGACUGCCCACAUUCACGGCGGUAUUACAAGGAAAGAAUAACAGAAAAAUAAAAGUGCUAGGUCUGAUAGACUCGGGGAGCGAAAAAACGUUCAUCCGACAGAGUCUGAUCAGACGGUUAAAGGCGGACGAAGAGGAUGAAGGAGAGAUAAGAGUGAACACGUUUGGAUCAGACCAAGCGGAAAGAUCGGUGCUAAAGACCUAUAGCAUAUGGAUGGUUCCUGAAAGACAGGGAAAAAUAAAAAUUAAAGCUACGGCGAUAAAGUACGUGGCAAAAGCAACCUCAAAGGUCCGGUCAAGACUGGUAGAGAUCUUGACGGAACAAGGAGAGAAGGUCGCGGAUGAAAGACAUUUCAGGCCCGACAAUAAAACAGAAUUUGACAUGAUAAUAGGAUGUGACUAUUAUUGGCAAAUUCUAAAACACCAGACGAGACAGGGUCCAGACGAUUCGGUGGCAUGUGCCAGCAAGCUGGGGUGGAUUAUUUUUGGAGCACCCUCAGCAGGAAAUCCGAGAGAAGUGUCGGCAAACAUAGUUACACAGGCCGACGGAAAAAGAGUGAUGGUAGACUUCAAGGAAUUCUGGGCCUUGGAACACAUGGGAGUUACGCCCCAAGAGCUAGAGGACCGGGGGUUCCUGAAAAACUAUCAGGAGACUAUAAAGAAAGAUCAAACGGGCAGAUAUGAGGUUCUGUUCCCGUUUAAAAAUAACAGAAGGUCGAUGGAGACCAACAAAAACAUAGCCUCGGUCAGAUUGACAGGGCUAUUGAGAAAAAUGAAACGGGAGGACAAAGUGGCCUACAAUGAAGUUUUUCGACAAUACCUCGAGAAAGGCUACAUAGAGGCAGCAGAUAAGAAUUACACGGGAGCAUGUACGUAUUUGCCGCACAGACCGGUGAUAAAAACGGAAGCGGCAACCACCAAGAUUAGACCGGUGUUUGACGGUUCGGCCCACCAGCAGAAUAGGCCUAGCCUGAAUGAUCUGUUGGAGACCGGGCCGAACCUGAACCCGGAACUCUUGGCGGUGCUGCUCAGAUUUAGGCAGAACGAGAUAGCGUGGAUGGCGGACAUCACGCAAGCAUUCCUACAGAUAGGAAUACAGGAAGAACACGGACAGAUAGUCCGAUUUCUAUGGAUAAAAGACCCGAAAGAUGAUAACUCAGAAUGGAUAGAAUACAGGUGGAGGAGAGUGCCUUUCGGACUCUCGAGUAGCCCGUUUAUUCUAAGAGCGGUUAUAUUAAAAUGCUUGGAUGAGCAUAGAGAUGAAUACCCAGAGCUGGUGGGUAAAUUGAGCUCGCAGUUAUAUGUGGAUGAUUGGUUGGGGGGAGCGAGUAGCGUCCCCCAAGCAAUCGAAGCGAUAACGCAAGCACAGAAGAUAUUUAAUUCGGCCAAGAUGGAACUUAGGAAGUGGACGACAAAUAGCGUGGCACUCAGGGAACAGCUGCACGCGUUACAGUUCCAAAAGAAAGAAAUAACGAAGGGAGAUAAUACAGAAAAAGCAGUUAAGGCGCUGGGAGUAACGUGGGAUCCGGAGACGGACUCGUUUCGGUUCAAGCCCGAGAAGAUAAUAGAAGAGGCCGAAGAGGUGAGCAAAAGGCCGACGAAAAGGAAGUUGUUCAGCCUUGCGCUGAAGGUCUUCGACCCGCUGGGAUUGAUAUCACCGGUAACGGUGGUAGCAAAGAUUAUCAUGCAGAAGGUCUGGAUAGAUAAAACAGGCUGGGAUGAGCCAGUAUCGGCAAGCAUAAUGCCGCACUGGGAGACAUUCAUUAAGAGUUUGUCGGACCUCAAGAACACAAAGCUGGGACGGUGGACUGGAGAGAUCCAUUCACCGAGACCACAUUUGUUUUGCGACGCGAGUGACGACGCAUACAGUGUAGCCGCAUAUUUGGAGAACGGAAAAGAGACAAAGCUGUUAUGCAGCAAAACCCGGGUAGCACCGGACCCCAAGAAAUCAGUAUCGACCCCCAGGUUAGAGCUACUCAGCAAUUUGCUGGCAGUAAGGCUGGGGGAAUACAUCGAAAAGUCCCUUGGACGAUCGUUUGAGAAGACGUUGUGGACGGACUCGGCGAUAGCCUACUGGUGGAUGAAAGGCGAGUCGGGCCGGUGGAAACAGUUCGUUCACAACCGAGUGACAGAAAUCAGGGAGAAGAUCAAUAUAGAGUCGAUAAGGCACUGCCCGGGAGUUCAGAACCCGGCAGAUAUAGCCUCGAGAGGGGCUUCAGUGAGCCAGCUGAACCAUAAGAAAGAUUGGUGGUCAGGUCCAGAGUGGCUGAACAAAAAAGAGAUGUGGCCGAAGAAUCCAGCCCAGGUGGAACAGGAUUGUACGGAAGAAAUCAAGAAAGAGGAAAAAAUCAAAGAGAUAACGCAAUGUAAUAUUUCGACGUCAAAAGGAAAAGAGUGUGAAAAGAGCGGUGAAGAGGUUCAAGGGACAGCCGAACCCCGAACACCGCUGGCAGAAGUAUUGGUUGGAACCGACAAGAAACGGUUCAACAUUCUCGCAGUAGAAGAAGUAGAGCAAGCAGAGUUAGAUUUAUGGCGAGCGAUGCAAAUUGACGCAUACAAAGAGGAAAGAGAAGCCAUAAAAGAGAAAAAGUCCUGGAAAAAUGAUAAACUGAGAAAAUUGGGAUUAGCCUGGGACGAGAGAAACGGGCUGAUCAGGUGUUACGGCCGCCAAGAAAACUGGUUGCGGCUUAACGGUAGAGAAGCGGUAAUCCUAUUGCCAGAGAACCACUAUCUGACAGGCAAACUCAUAGAGCAGACGCAUGAACGGUUACUGCACACUGGAGUAAGCACGACGAUGGUGGAGGUACGGCGAACGUUUUGGAUCCCAAAACUGAGACAGACGAUAAAGAAAGAGUUAAAGAGGUGCAUGAGGUGUCAGAAAUUAGACUCGAGACCGUUCAACGAGGUACCGGCACCUCUACCAGUAGACAGACUGCAGAUGGCAAACCCGUUCAACGUGACGGGGAUUGACUUUGCGGGACCCUUCCCGAUAAGGCUCUUAGCAAGAACCGGGCAAGCGAAAGCUUACAUUUGUCUCUUUACGUGUGCGGUAACAAGAGCCGUGCACUUAGAAAUGACUACAGACCAAGAAGCGACGACCUGCAUCUUUGCCCUGAGAAGGUUUUUUGCAAGGAGAGGGGUGCCGAAAGCCAUGUAUUCAGACAACGCUAGAACGUUUACGCAAGCCGCCAAGUAUUUGAGAGCGGCCUACAAGA
Daphnia carinata is the source of this 3397-nucleotide messenger RNA. RefSeq lists its product as uncharacterized. Gene Ontology annotation, biological process: DNA integration. The record is from RefSeq and is a predicted model, not a curated record. The annotation marks the transcript as partial. The transcript has 3 exons. Lineage: Eukaryota; Metazoa; Arthropoda; Branchiopoda; Diplostraca; Daphniidae. Gene Ontology annotation, molecular function: nucleic acid binding.